UCUCCAAGUUAUUUUCAGAACCUCCAUUUUCACUAGAAAAAAAGGAAAACAAAUCUCCACUUUGUUUUUUCGAUACUCCCAAAUGGCUCGCACAAAGCAGACUGCAAGAAAGUCCACGGGAGGAAAGGCGCCAAGGAAGCAGCUGGCGACAAAAGCUGCAAGGAAAUCUGCUCCGGCGACCGGUGGAGUGAAGAAGCCGCACAGGUUCAGGCCAGGGACGGUGGCGCUCAGAGAAAUUAGGAAGUAUCAGAAGAGCACUGAGCUUCUGAUAAGGAAGCUUCCGUUCCAGAGGCUGGUUAGGGAAAUCGCACAAGACUUCAAGACUGAUCUCCGGUUCCAGAGCAGUGCCGUUUCUGCCCUCCAAGAAGCUGCUGAGGCCUACCUCGUUGGGCUCUUUGAAGACACCAAUCUCUGUGCCAUUCAUGCCAAGAGAGUCACUAUUAUGCCUAAGGAUAUUCAGCUUGCUCGCAGGAUCAGGGGUGAGAGGGCUUAGGGUUUAUAUAUGCCUAAUUCUUAGAGUUCCUCAUCUUUUGUAAUUGAAUCUACGUUUUCUCUUAUGAAGAUCCAUGUUGUUUUCUACAAGAAUGGAAUUUGCUCAUAACUUCAACUUAAAAUGAAUGAAUGACCAUUUUCUUU
Molecule: messenger RNA, 636 nt
Organism: Arachis stenosperma
Lineage: Eukaryota; Viridiplantae; Streptophyta; Magnoliopsida; Fabales; Fabaceae
Product: histone H3.2
Exons: 1
Coding region: 83-493 (136 amino acids)
Cellular component (GO): nucleosome
Molecular function (GO): DNA binding; structural constituent of chromatin; protein heterodimerization activity
Source: RefSeq, a predicted model, not a curated record